Molecule: messenger RNA, 840 nt
Organism: Aspergillus japonicus CBS 114.51
Lineage: Eukaryota; Fungi; Ascomycota; Eurotiomycetes; Eurotiales; Aspergillaceae
Exons: 2
Coding region: 380-658 (92 amino acids)
Source: RefSeq, a predicted model, not a curated record
GCGCCAAAUAAUCUUGUUCUGCUAUCCAAGUCUCCCCCGCCAGCCCUAAUUAUCGACCGCUAAUUGGAGUCCCACUCAUUCGUAGGCGUCCACGUAAACUGCCAUGCUCAAGAGGCAUUCGUGAACCGAUUGUGAGUUCUGGGGCUGGUCGUUCGCGAAAGGAGGUUAUGCUGCAUACCGUUUUGCUCCGAAAGACGAAGGAAACAAGAUAAGAGCAAUCGGGAGAAAGGUACAGCACAAUACAGGGCCUCCACCAUGGCGAAUCAAAGCGGCAAUGCUGAGGGGGAAGGGCAAGGGAAACAAGAAUUACGCAACCUGGCGCUAGAUAUGAUACCAAUCUCAUCAUCUGCGGCUGGGGGAGCGUUUCGUAGGUAGUCUAAUGGUGGUCCCUGAACUGGAGACAAGCUCCGUCGUCGUCGUUGUCGUCUUUGUUGAUGUUGAUGUUGAUGUUGUUGUUAUCGUCGUCGUCGUCGUCGUCGGCAUUACUGGUCUUCUCGGCGCCGACCCCCUCCCUUCCAUGUUGAACUUAUUCCUCUUGUUCAGAACAACUGACCCCAUAUCCAGGGCUGUGCUCUCCUUCGCAGAGGCUUCUCCAUUCAGGUGCAGCUUACGUGUGUCACUCACACCAGGAAACGGACCUAAUUCCUUAUUCAAGUGAUCUCUUCGUGUUUUCUGACAACUUAGCAUUACCUACUUACUGUCAAGCCCACAUGAUGUUCCCAUCAAGCAGCAUGGGCCCUCACACCUGAUACCAACCAAAGAUUCGCUCGCCCUAACCACCUUCCUCCUCUCACUAGUGAACCCAGGUUAGGCAUUUUCGAGACUAGUCUCCGGCGAGAA